This is a messenger RNA of Trichoderma gamsii, 663 nucleotides long. RefSeq lists its product as hypothetical. NCBI's taxonomy places the organism in Eukaryota, Fungi, Ascomycota, Sordariomycetes, Hypocreales, Hypocreaceae. The record is from RefSeq and is a predicted model, not a curated record. The annotation marks the transcript as partial. The transcript has 5 exons.
AAGCAACACUUUCUCUUCACAUUUCGCAACUCACCGAUCACAUUUGCAUACUGGAACACAAACGGCGAUAUAUUUCUAUAUGAAUGCUUACGAAUAAUUGAUUUGAUAGUAUACGAAAGGGAGGAAGGGCAAAAAAAAACAACACUCACCAUGGCCGACGAAGAAACUCUCACGAGGAGCCACUGCCUGCCAUUCAUCUCCAUUACAGAGCCUAUCGAGGUUAGCGAGUUAAGAUCGGAUGGUUCCACCGACGCUUCUGCGUUUUUCCAAUGGCCGUUUCCAAGCCCGCUCUUAUUUGAAAAUGAGAGCAGCGAUGCACGAGAUCACUGCGCCAACGAAAGAACCUUCCUUUCGUAUCUUCGCCUGUCUAUAUACAUGGCGAUUGUGUCCGUCGCCAUCACCGUUUCAUUCCACAUCAAGGGCACACCUAGCGAUCUCGAGCGCAGGGUAUCGAAGCCCCUCGGGGGAAUAUUCUGGGUCCUGUCUGUAGUGACUUUAGUCCUAGGCGCGGGGAACUAUAUAAGAACUGUCAACAUGUAUGGCAAAAGAGCUGCUAUUGUGCAAUCUGGUUGGAAGACACAAGUAAUUUUGGGUUUCAUUGCAUUUUCUAUUAUCGGGACGUGCAUCAUACUUCUUGUUAUAGACAAAGUACGCCAAAAAUGA